This is a messenger RNA of Eufriesea mexicana, 1020 nucleotides long. Its product is annotated as pyridoxine-5'-phosphate oxidase. Gene Ontology annotation, biological process: pyridoxal 5'-phosphate biosynthetic process; pyridoxine biosynthetic process. Bases 210 to 941 code for a protein of 243 amino acids. The transcript has 6 exons. The record is from RefSeq and is a predicted model, not a curated record. NCBI's taxonomy places the organism in Eukaryota, Metazoa, Arthropoda, Insecta, Hymenoptera, Apidae. Gene Ontology annotation, molecular function: pyridoxamine phosphate oxidase activity; FMN binding.
CUAUAACCUCGAUCAAAUGUAUUUAGUACUAAGUGUAAUACUCAUACUUAACACAAGUAGUGUGUGAUAAAGUGUGUUACGUUUAUCUUUAUUGUUUCAUGUUUUAAUAAAUUUAUUCGUUAUUAGAUUUCGCCAGUGACUUUUGAUCUCGUGUUACACUCAAGUCCAUACUUCCGUGUUCAAUAAAUAUUUUUUAAAUAUUUCACAUAAUGUCAUUUGUGAAACCAACGGUUCAGGAUACAAACUUCACGGUUAACGUUGGAGGUAUGCGAAUUAAAUACAAAGACAAAAAUGAAACCUUCAUGGAAGAUCAACUUGUAAGCAAAGAGCCUAUUGGUCAAUUUAAAGCAUGGUUCAACGAAGCUUGCAAAACUCCGCAAAUUUUCGAACCAAACGCUAUGAUUCUUGCCACAGCCAAUAGAGAUGGAAAUCCCUCUGCACGAGCUGUAUUACUUAAAAGUUUUGGUACCGACGGUUUUAAAUUUUAUACCAAUUACGAAAGCAGAAAAGGCCGCGAACUAGCUGAAAAUCCUAAUGUGGCAGUGGUCUUUUACUGGGAACCUUUGAAACGAAGCGUGCGUAUAGAGGGAAAAGUACAGAAAACUUCUUCAGAAGACUCGGAUCGUUACUUUCAAAGCCGGCCAUAUGAAAAUCAAAUAGGAUCAAUUGCCAGUAACCAAAGUAACGUAAUUGCAAGUAGGCAAACGCUUAUCGUGAAGGAAAGAGAAUUAAUAGCACAAUUUCCGGAGGGUCAAGUUAAAAGACCGAACUGGUGGGGCGGAUAUGUUAUCAUACCACAUUCUGUAGAAUUUUGGCAAGGCCAAAGUGAUCGUUUACACGACAGAAUUCGUUUUAGGCGACCUAAACCAAACGAAAAAAUUGAUAAUGUACUCGUUCAUAAGGGAGAUAACGGUUGGGUUUAUGAAAGACUAUCUCCAUAGAUUUAAAAAAAAAGUUGAUUAUUUAUUAAAUGUAUAAAUGCAAGUGAUACAUUCCACAAUAACGAGUUAGGUAAGUUUA